AUGGACUUGUCUUCGAACGACGCCUCUGCCGAGGAGUGGAAGACCAAGGGCAAUGACCUGUACAAGAAGGCCGACUACCGGGGCGCCAUUGAGAUGUACUCGAAGGCCAUCGAGCUCGCGCCGACGACGGCGGCCUUCUACGGAAACCGGGCGGCGGCGUAUCUCAUGAUUGCCAAGCACCACGAAGCGAUUGCCGACUCGUCGCGGGCGAUUGCCAUGGAGCCAACUUUCAUUCGCGGCUACCAGCGCAAGGCCAAGGCGCAAGUCGCGCUUGGCGACAUUGAGGCCGCCAUCAAGACGUACCAGGCGGGCUCGAUGAAGGACCCGACGGACGCGACGCUCUUCAACGAUCGCCGCGCGGCCGAAAUCGCCGCCGACAAGAUCUCGCGUGGCCGCGACUACGUCAAGGCGGAGCGCUUCCGCGAAGCCGUGUCGUGCUUUGACAGUGCGCUCCUCACGUGCACGCACGCGAACGACUUGAAGAAGUGGCCCUUUGCUGCCCUCACGCAGCUCAUGCGGUCCGACUCGGCGUCGCCAGAUGUGCUCUACCUUCGCGCCAAGUGCUUGUACUUCCAGGGCGAAUUUACGAGCGCCAUCAAGCACUUGCAGCAGGCGCUGCGCUCGGACCCGGACAACGGUCGCUUCAUGAAGGAAAUCAAGCGCAUCCGUCAACUCGACUCGCAGAAGGAAGCCGCCAACGACGCUUUCAAGGGUGGUCGCUUCCAGGAAGCCGCGGACGCCUACUCGCAGUGCCUCCUCAUCGACCCCGCCAACAAGGCGUACAAUGCCAAGCUGCACUGCAACCGCGCCGCGGCCUUGUCGAAGCUCAGCCAAAAUGAAGAGGCGAUCAAGGAUUGCGACAAGGCGAUCUACUAUGACAGCUCGUACGUCAAGGCGUACAUCCGCAAGGCCCAGUGCUUGCGCGACAUUGGCGGCAAGGACAACCUCGAACAGGCGCUCCGCGAGUAUGAAUCGGCUUCCAAGCUCGUUGGCGAAGACACGCAGCGCCAGUAUGCGGGCUACAUCCGCGAGACGAAGCUCGAGCUCAAGAAGGCCAAGCGGAAAGACUUUUACAAGAUUCUGGAGGUCUCGCCGUCGGCUUCGGACGCGGAGAUCAAGAAGGCGUACCGCAAGUCGGCGCUCAAGUACCACCCGGAUCGUCACUCGAACAAAACGGAAGAGGAACAGAAGGCGGCCGAAACCUCGUUCAAGGACGUCGGCGAGGCCUACGCCGUGCUCUCGGACCCGCAGAAGAAGCAGCGCUACGACUCUGGCGUCGACCUUGACGACCUCGAUGGCGACGGCAUGGGUGGCAUGGGCGGCAUGGGUGGCAUGAACCCCAACGACAUCUUCCAAAUGUUCUUCUCUGGCCAAGGCGGCGGCAUGGGCGGCGGCGGCUUUGGCGGCAUGGGCGGCGGCGGCUUCGGUGGUAUGGGCGGCGGCGGUGGCUACGGUGGCCGUGGUCACGGCGGCUUCGGCGGCCAAGGUCAAAGCUUCCACUUUGGCUAG
Molecule: messenger RNA, 1509 nt
Organism: Saprolegnia parasitica CBS 223.65
Lineage: Eukaryota; Oomycota; Saprolegniomycetes; Saprolegniales; Saprolegniaceae
Exons: 2
Coding region: 1-1509 (502 amino acids)
Molecular function (GO): protein binding
Source: RefSeq, a predicted model, not a curated record